UACUCAAGGUUUAGGCUCUGAUGUGGACUGAGGCCUAGUAGGCCCAAACACUAGGAGGCAGACAUUAUGCUGAGAGAGCUAUGCAGGAACAGCAUGUACAGACCUUACUGCAAGCUGGGAGUGAUGAACAGAGAGCCUGGUUGCCGAACACUGGACCUAGGCAAUUACACACACAGUGGAAUUCCUGCUCAGGUGCUACCCAGCAAGUAAUCAAGACUGCAGAUUGUGUGUGAAACAGAUGCCUGUUUGCAGAAUAAGCAGAGGCAUCGGGAAGUGUGUGGCCGAGGACCUGGCCCGGAGGAAUGGGCGAGUGAUUCUGGCAUGUCGGAGCCGUGAGCGGGGUCAGAGAGCGCUGGAGGAGAUCCAGAAGAAGACUGGGAACAAGAAUGUCAUCCUGCGGAUCCUGGACACCAGCAGUCUGGCGUCAGUCCGAGCCUUCGCCCAGCAGAUCCUACAGGAGGAGAAGAGGCUGGACAUCCUGGUCAACAAUGCCGGCGCCUCAGGACUGCCGUACCGCAUGACGGAGGAGGGACUGGAGGUCUCAUUCGCCACCAACCACCUGGGGCCUUUCCUGCUGACUCAUCUGCUGCUGGACCUCCUGAAGCGCACAGCCCCCAGCCGGAUUGUGUUCCUCUCCUCCUUCAUGCAUAUGCUCGGCUGGAUAGACACCAGCAACCUGCGUGGAAAGAAUAUGGAGUGGAACAUGAUGAACAAUACGUAUGACUGCACCAAGCUGAUGAAUAUCAUCUGCGCCAAUGAGCUGGCCAAGAGACUGCACAAUACAGGAGUGACGGUGACCAGCGUAAACCCCGGCAUCGUGCAGACAGAAACCAUGCGCUACUACAACAUCAUCAUGAGAUCUUUCUUCAGAGUCAUUGGCUUCUUCUUCUUCAAGACCGCUGCUGAGGGGGCCGUCAGCACCAUUUACUGCGCAGUAUCGGAGGAGGCUGAGGGGCUUACCGGGAAGUACAUAGAAAGUGAAUGUUCCAUCGUAUUGCCCUCAGAGAAGGCACGGGAUUCAGCGGUUAACAAGAAACUGUGGGAGGCGUGUGAGUCGGCGACUAAUAUCAAUGCGGAACCUGGAAAAUGAUCAACUAUGUCGCUUGUGGACCAGAGACAAAUAUUAUAUUGUAUGUAGUGAAGAAUAAAGGAACUUCUAUGUG
Molecule: messenger RNA, 1163 nt
Organism: Pseudophryne corroboree (corroboree frog)
Lineage: Eukaryota; Metazoa; Chordata; Amphibia; Anura; Myobatrachidae
Product: retinol dehydrogenase 11-like
Exons: 6
Coding region: 239-1090 (283 amino acids)
Source: RefSeq, a predicted model, not a curated record